AUGCUUUGCUCUCUCCACUCUUUCUCAUCACUCACUCUCCUCCCCUCUCCUUCCUCUCCAAAACCCACCACUCCAUUCCACUCCUUCUCCAUCAGAGCCUCAACUAAUAAGGACCCCAAUCCAAACUCCAAGCCCACCUCAACCUCGUGGGUCAGCCCUGACUGGCUCACUUCCCUGACCCGCUCCUUGACCUUAUCCAAAAACGACGACUCCGGCAUUCCCGUCGCCUCCGCCAAGCUCGAUGACGUGUCCGACCUUCUGGGCGGUGCUCUGUUCUUGCCUCUGUUUAAAUGGAUGAACGAGUACGGCCCAAUAUACAGGCUGGCGGCUGGGCCCAGAGACUUCGUGGUGGUCAGUGACCCUGCUAUUGCUAAACAUGUUCUUAGGAAUUACGGCAAGUAUGCCAAGGGCCUUGUUGCCGAGGUCUCUGAGUUUCUGUUCGGGUCGGGUUUUGCUAUUGCUGAAGGCCCACUUUGGACGGCUAGGCGCAGGGCUGUGGUGCCAUCUCUUCAUAAGAAGUACUUGUCCGUGAUAGUUGAUCGGGUGUUUUGCAAAUGUGCUGAUAGACUAGUGGAGAAGCUACAAGCUGAUGCACUUAGUGGAACUGCUGUAAACAUGGAGGAAAAGUUUUGUCAAUUAACUCUUGAUGUCAUAGGCCUGUCUUUAUUCAACUACAAUUUUGAUUCUCUCAAUACUGAUAGCCCCGUCAUUGAUGCUGUUUACACUGCAUUGAAAGAAGCGGAGCUUCGUUCUACUGAUAUAUUACCAUAUUGGAAGGUUGACGCUCUACGUAAAAUAAUCCCAAGACAAAUAAAAGCCGAAAAAGCUGUUUCAAUUAUCAGGAAUUCUGUCGAAGAACUUAUUGCUAAAUGCAAAGCAAUUGUGGAAGCUGAAGGUGAAAGGAUUGAUGAGGAAGAAUAUCUUAAUGAAUCUGAUCCAAGCAUCCUUCGGUUUUUGCUUGCAAGUAGAGAAGAGGUUUCAAGUAUACAAUUACGAGAUGAUCUUUUGUCUAUGCUGGUUGCUGGACAUGAGACGACUGGUUCAGUAUUGACCUGGACGCUAUAUCUUCUAAGUAAGGAUCCCCAAUCAUUAGGUAAAGCUCAGGAAGAAGUUGACACAGUUUUACAAGGACGGCGUCCUUCCUAUGAUGACAUAAAGGAUCUGAAGUUCUUGACUCGCUGCAUAAUGGAAUCUUUGCGUCUCUUUCCACAUCCUCCUGUUUUGAUAAGAAGGGCUCAAGUUGCUGACGUGCUCCCUGGAAAUUACAGAGUCAACCCUGGUCAGGAUAUUAUGAUAUCAGUAUAUAAUAUCCAUCGUUCUUCAGAGGUGUGGGAGAGAGCAGAAGAGUUUUCACCAGAGAGAUUUGAUAUGGAAGGUCCUAUACCUAAUGAAACAAACACAGAUUUCAGGUUCAUUCCAUUCAGUGGAGGGCCACGAAAGUGUGUUGGUGAUCAGUUUGCUUUGCUGGAAGCUAUUGUUGCUCUGGCAAUCUUUAUUCAGCACCUGAACUUUGAGCUUGUUCCUGAUCAGAACAUUAGCAUGACAACAGGGGCAACAAUUCACACUACAAAUGGUUUGUACAUGAAAUUGAGUCAACGGCAAGCAAAAUCUGUGUUUGCUGCUUCUUCCAUCUAACUGUAGAUCUCAGCGUUCACAUCCUUUGGAAAUGUCAGAAGUGUUUUUUGGCUAAAAUGCAGAAGCUUGUAAAGUGUUUUACCAAAAGGAACUAAAUUAGAGUGGAACCAGCUUAUUCAUAAUAAUCACUUUGAUGUCUGAUUCUUUUCUUUCUUUCUUUUUUGCAUAGCUUUGAUGUAUGAUUCAAAGUGUUAAACCGCCACUUUU
Messenger RNA from Fragaria vesca subsp. vesca, 1842 nucleotides. Its product is annotated as carotene epsilon-monooxygenase, chloroplastic-like. Gene Ontology annotation, molecular function: iron ion binding; heme binding. Gene Ontology annotation, cellular component: chloroplast. Lineage: Eukaryota; Viridiplantae; Streptophyta; Magnoliopsida; Rosales; Rosaceae. The record is from RefSeq and is a predicted model, not a curated record. Gene Ontology annotation, biological process: carotenoid biosynthetic process. The coding region runs from base 1 to 1635 and encodes 544 amino acids. The transcript has 9 exons.